GCAGAGGACAAGUGAGAGGACUAAGAACAGGUGUGAAAUUGACGGGAAAGAAAGAUGAAGACUCUUCUUCUCCUCCACCUCUCGCUGAUCCUUGCGAUAUCAGGUGGAGAACACGCCCACAACUCCGAAUCGCAGCAUUCAGCUGAAGCUCAAAUGGACUUUGCUUUGAAGAUUUAUCAAAGCAUUGCUCCGCUAUCAGAAAUAUGCCCGGCAAACCUGUUCAUUUCACCAGUCAGCAUCUACACAACCCUCUCCAUGCUGGCCCUCGGAGCCCGAUCAACAACUCGCCAGGAGAUUCUCCAAGGCAUGGGUCCCAAUGACACCGAGACGGACGAGGAGCUGCAUGAAGGCCAUAAAAAGCUCCUUCAAGUGCUAAGUCAUCAAAGCAAAGACGUGAAAUUCGGCCUCGGCAAUGAGAUCUUCGUAGACCAGUCGGCAAAGAUUUUACCAGAAUACCGACAUAAGGUGGCUCAUUACUACAACGCCUCCAUUCAGACCGUCCGCUUCAGAGACCCUCAGACAGCCGAGAAAACGAUCAAUAUGCUUGUGAGCGACAAAACCGGCCAAAGGAUACAGAAUGUGGCCGGUAAUUCCAAAACAUCGAUGGUUCUUCUAGAUUACGCCGUCUUUGAAGCAAAAUGGAAAUCAGAAUUCAAGAAAAAACAUACAGAGAUGAGACCCUUUAUGCGCGGGCCGACGCCGGUCUCAGUGCCAAUGAUGUACCGGGCGGGAGUGUAUAAGACGUACAGGGACACGGAGAUGAAUGCCGAUGUGGUGAAAAUUCCAUACGCCGGUAACACGGAUCUUCUCAUCAUCGUCCCGCAACUGGGUGAUCUACGCCGCGUGGAGCAGGAACUGACCCCCCGGAGGGUAAAAAAAUAUUUGCACUCAGUGAAAAGCAGUGUUGUGGAACUCUACAUACCGAAGAUUUCCUUCAGCUCGGCGGUCAGCUUGGAGCGCGCGUUGCUACACAUGGACAUGGCAAUUAUAUUCGAUAAGAAGAAAGCCGACUUCUCCAAGAUCUCAGAGACACAAAAGCUGUCGGUUUCCUCGAUUUUCCACCGUUCUUCUACCCGCCUGGAAGAGGGAGGGGCCGAGGAGUCGGCGGCGACUUCCACCAAAGUAAGGUUGGCGAUAUCAAGCCCCCGAUUCUCAGUGGAGCGCCCGUUCCUCAUGCUGAUCUACCACAAACCGACCCACGCCGUUCUCGGGAUCGGCCGAUACUCCGAUCCGCUGGAUCCAGGGAAUGAGAAGGCAGAAAAGUGA
Messenger RNA from Rana temporaria (common frog), 1266 nucleotides. Its product is annotated as serine protease inhibitor A6-like. Gene Ontology annotation, biological process: negative regulation of endopeptidase activity. Bases 55 to 1266 code for a protein of 403 amino acids. The record is from RefSeq and is a predicted model, not a curated record. Gene Ontology annotation, molecular function: serine-type endopeptidase inhibitor activity. Lineage: Eukaryota; Metazoa; Chordata; Amphibia; Anura; Ranidae. The transcript is spliced from 5 exons.